AUGGACACCAAACGCCCCAAAGACCAACCCAUCGCCGCGAUCCUGCUCGCACGUGCGCACGACCCCGACGACGCAACGCGCAUCUUCACCGAAAAGAUCCAACAACGCCCUCUCUUCCUGGCCCCGUCCUCCCCACCCCCCUCCAACGCGCGCGCCGCCCGCCGACGCGCCCAAGAGAAGAAAAAACAGCAGCGCAAGAAGGCGCUCAAGCCCCAACCGCUCUCCGCGACGCAGCGCCGCCGCUUCGGCCUCUACAACGUGCCGCGCGAGGCGCAGCGCUACGCGCUCUUCGAGCCGCUGCACCAGCUGUGGCUGGGCUACGUGCGCGAGAUUUUGGGCAGUGAGGUCUACACGGGCGGGGAGGGCGCGGCGGCGAAGUUGGCCAGUGCGGAUUUUCAUGGGGCGGGGGUGGAGGUGGUGCGGAGUGGGUGUGUGAGUCGGGUGGGGAUUCGGGGGAUUGUGGUGAAGGAUUCGAAGUUUGCGUUUGAGGUGGUGACGAGGAGGGAUGUGCUCAAGUUGGUGCCGAAGGAGGGGACGGUGUUUCGGUUCGAGGUGCCGGUGCCGGUGUCGGUGUCGGGUUUGGGGGAGGGGGAGGGGGAGAAGGGAGAGGUGCAGACGUCGACGAUGGUGUUUGAGAUCCAUGGGGAGCAGUUCCAGUUCCGGUCGGCCGAUCGCGCGUCGAGGAAGUUCAGGGCACACUUUUCCAAGAAGCUGUGA
Messenger RNA from Chaetomium globosum CBS 148.51, 717 nucleotides. RefSeq lists its product as uncharacterized. Gene Ontology annotation, cellular component: ribonuclease P complex; ribonuclease MRP complex. Lineage: Eukaryota; Fungi; Ascomycota; Sordariomycetes; Sordariales; Chaetomiaceae. Gene Ontology annotation, molecular function: ribonuclease P RNA binding. The coding region runs from base 1 to 717 and encodes 238 amino acids. The record is from RefSeq and is a predicted model, not a curated record. The transcript has a single exon. Gene Ontology annotation, biological process: rRNA processing; tRNA 5'-leader removal.